This is a messenger RNA of Insectozyma verbasci, 1032 nucleotides long. Lineage: Eukaryota; Fungi; Ascomycota; Pichiomycetes; Serinales; Debaryomycetaceae. The record is from the annotation of a GenBank genome assembly.
AUGACAUAUUCAAAACCAAUAUUUGAUUUAUUUGAUAAUAAUUAUAAUAACUAUUAUACUUCAAACAUAAUGCAACAACAACAAGCACAACAAAUUAAUGAUAUAAGUACAAGUCCAACAUCCAAAAGAAUACAUCCAAAUUUAUCAUCUUCUUCAACUUCAAUUAAUUCAAUUUUUGAUGGUAUUCCAUCUAGAUCAAUCUCAACAACUACAAUAACACCAGUUUUAUCAAGACAUAAUUCUUCAAAACAUAAAAUAGAUUAUGAUUUUACAAAAAUAAUAGAUUCAAAACUUAAAGAAGUUACAUCAUCAUUAAAACUUGUCAUUUUAUUAGUCGGAUUACCAGCAUCUGGAAAAUCAACAAUAUGCAACCAAUUAAAUCAACACAUAAAUAAUCAUACAAAAUUUUCACUGAGGAUAUUUAAUGCAGGUGAUGUAAGAAGAAGAAAUAGUGAUUCAAGUGAUAGCUCAUUUUUUAACCCGAAUAACUUGCAAGGUGUAAAUGAUCGUGAAAAAUUUGCAACCAUAACGGUACAAAAUCUUAUUCAUUUAUUAGUUUCAAAUGAGAUAGAUUGUGGCUUCUUGGAUGCUACUAAUACAACAAGAGAACGUCGUAAUAGAAUGAUCAAGCUCAUAAAUAACAAUAUAUCAAAUGUUAAAAUAGUAAUACUUGAUGUUAGAUGCAAUGACAAUAGAUUAUUAAAUUAUAAUAUUGCUGGUAAGACAACAAAUUCAGAUUACAAAAAUAAAGAUUAUGAAUUAGCUAUCAAAGAUUUUAAAAUGAGGACAGAACAUUAUAAGAAAGUAUAUCAACCAAUAACAAAGUCGGAAUUGGAAAAUUAUGAAAAUUUGAGCCUUUAUGUUAAAGUAAUGAAUGGUGGACAAGAAUUUGAAAUUGAAACUAUACGAAAUGACAAUGAGCAAGAUGAUGAUUAUAAGGAUUGGGUUGAUAUUUUGAAUGGGUUUAAAGACGAUUAUUAUGAAUUGGAGGGGAAGAAGUAUUUGGAAAUGGUUAAUCGCUGGUAUAAUUAG